CCAACAUACCACCACCACCACUGGCUCAGUGCGCUGGAUUUGCUAAUGAAACAUAAAUAUAAAUGUAUGGAAACCCGUCAGCAAAGCCGUCCUCUUGUUGUCGGGACGCGUCGGGCUCAUUUUCUGGAACCGCGUCUUUCUGUUUCUGUCACGUCUUGUGCGACCAAUCGCGGCUCGGCACCGGAGCGACACACCUGUAUAAAAGCGCGCCCGACAUUGAUUUACUGGGGAUGGAGAGCUCAGACACGCGCGCCUGUACCGUGCGCGCCGUUCGAAACCUCUGGGUCUGUACUGUGCGUAUAGCCGGACCGCCUGGCGUCAGAGCGGGUCCCCAACCUUUACGGCAUGGAGGACACGUUUAACCACAGCGGAGCGUGUAACCGCAGUUCACCUGGAGAUGACAAAUUCAGUUUCGAAGACAUCGACGUGAGCGCGGACGGCACCCCCAUCCUGAGGAUACUCAUCUCCGUGGUGUACUCGGUGGUUUGCGCGGUGGGCUUGGUGGGGAAUUUGCUCGUGGUUUUCCUCAUGAGGUUACGACAAGGUCGGAAGAGGUCCACCAUCAAUUUUUUCAUCAUCAACUUGGCGGUGACGGACUUCCAGUUCGUGCUCACUCUGCCCUUCUGGGCCGUGGACACCGCGAUGGACUUCAGCUGGCCGUUUGGAGACGCCAUGUGCAAAAUCAUCCUCUCGGUCACCGUGAUGAACAUGUACGCCAGCGUGUUUUUUCUCACGGCGAUGAGCGUGACCCGCUACUGGUCGGUCGCCUCGGCCCUGAGGAAAAAAGCGCACCGGAGGACGCGGCGCGUCAAGUGGGUGUGCGCGGUGCUCUGGGUGGCGGCGACGGUGGCCACGGCUCCGACGUCUAUUUUCUCCACCGCCACCGUGGUCGCAGGAGAAAAACUCUGCCUCCUGAAGUUCCCCGAGGGGCACGACUGGCUCGCCCUCUAUCACAUCCAGAAAAUAUUGAUCGCCUUCAUCAUCCCCAUGCUCAUCGUCUGCGUAAACUACCUGAUGCUGCUGCGCUUCGUCCGGCGGCGCAGCAUGAGCGGCGGCAACCCCAAACGGAGAUCCAGAGUCACCAAGUCCGUCGCUAUUGUGGUGUUGUCCUUUUUCUGCUGCUGGAUGCCAAACCACGCCAUCACGUUCUGGGGUGUCUUGGUGAAAUUUAACGCGGUUGACUGGGAUAAAUCAUAUUACCUGGUGCACACGUAUGUGUUCCCGGUCACCGUGUGCUUGGCGCACGCAAACAGCUGCCUGAACCCGGUGCUUUACUGCCUGAUGAGGCCAGAGAUCAGGAAGAUGCUCAGCGGUUUGAUUUGGAGAGUCUCCACUCCGUCCAUAUCCAACCAGGUUGGCACGACGCGCUAUUUUACGCAGGGGGAAACCCAGGGAGUCGUGCCUCUCCAGGUUUUGGAUAAUAACCCGUCCCUGCUGUCCAUCAUAGACCGUAAAGGUUUACCGAGCUCCAGCAUAAUCCAAGACACCACAUAACAUCAUGAAAAAUAGAAUCAAAUAUACCUCAUGUAGCUUGUUUUGCCCGGCCGGUUGUCCACCUGUAACCGUUAUUACUCGUGCGUAAUGCUUUCGUAAUCCAACAGUAACCGUGCACUAUAGCUAUCACAGUGAACAUGAACAACGUAUGACAGGUGUAAUGUAGACUUUAUUAAAUCCCCAACACUGUCGCUAAAUUGGACAAAAAAAGCUCAUCCCGGCACGAAACACGGGGAGAGAGAGACAUAGAGAGAAAGAGAGAGUGAGAGACGAAACGGAUUGAAGGAGGACCUAAAAUGAAUAUGGGGAUUGGAUGUAAUGACACAUUUGCAAUGUUUGCUACCCAUGUCUGCCUGUAAAUAAAUGGAAUUUUCAGUGGCUACAGAUGUUUCAUACUGCUGGACUUCACAGAGCAUCUUCAAUUCGGAAGGAAGAAAAGAUCAUUUUUAUUGUGUAUGCAUCUGACGGACCUAUUCAAGCGCAGCCUUCAUUAUUUAAAUCGAAGAAAACCUCCUUGAGUUGUGUGACAGCAUCUUCGCAUCUCUCCACAGACAGACACACAAAUAUGAACACCUGGCAAGACACACACAAAAUACGUGCACACUUGCACAGACUAACAACAGCCACAGUUGCCAUUCAAAAGUCUUUCCUUUGGCUUUCAAAAAUGAAAAUUGGUUUUCAGUCAAACCCGAUUAGUUGAUUGUGACAUUCAAGCAGUGUACAGAUAAAGUGGGAGGAUAUGACACACCGACAAAUACGUCUACACUCAGACAAAACAAUAUAAUGGUGGCUGCAGAGAGACGAGACAUCGGGUCCUUUUCAGACUUCUGAAUAAAGUCUCUUGGCUGCAGUCGGGCUGCCGACAGGUCUGUGUGCUAAUGAGAGUCUGUCCCAUGUCCUCCUCGUGUCCUUGAUGCUGGAGGGACGGUGUGAAUUGUAAUGAUGACAUAGUGUGCAAAUUGUAGACUUUUCCCCAAAGUGCCAAGUGUUGGGAAUAUGUGAGUCCCAUAUUGUUCAUCUAUCUGAUCUCCUCAUUCAAUUUUAUUUAUACAAACCAAAAUGAAGAUGCAUCGAGGUUCCUCAUUGGAAAGGAAGACAAUCACCAAAUAGCUUUUAAAGAUGAUCAAAAAGAAGAACAAAGAAGGAAAGUGUACUGUACUGAUUUCUUGGUGUGUUUUUUUCAGGAGCACCUUUAAAAUAAAGAUCACUCAUGUAUGUGGAAAAAAAGUA
Gasterosteus aculeatus aculeatus (three-spined stickleback) is the source of this 2724-nucleotide messenger RNA. RefSeq names its product relaxin-3 receptor 1-like. Gene Ontology annotation, biological process: positive regulation of cytosolic calcium ion concentration; G protein-coupled receptor signaling pathway; calcium-mediated signaling. Gene Ontology annotation, molecular function: C-C chemokine receptor activity; C-C chemokine binding. The record is from RefSeq and is a predicted model, not a curated record. Lineage: Eukaryota; Metazoa; Chordata; Actinopteri; Perciformes; Gasterosteidae. Gene Ontology annotation, cellular component: membrane; external side of plasma membrane.